CGCAACCGUAGUGACUGGAACAGGACAUGUUGAAACAAGCUGCUUAGACUAGCUGUCGUAAGUUUGCUUUUCAAUUGUAUAUUUUCUCUUCGACAAUCUGAUACAUGGCGUGAGCUGCAGUGGCAAUUUAUCACAAUUUAAGAUCAAGACGAGCCCCAGAGGUUGGACCAUGGACCAGAGCAAUACCUCCGAGGAUGAUUCCAUGGGUCCCUCAGAGGAUGAAUCCAGCCAGUCCAGGUUUCCCCUGGAACUCUCUGACUCGGAGGCAGUAGAGGUGCUCUGGCAGGUUCGGGCCCAGCGGCGGCAGGCCAACCCAGUUCUUCCCGACACAGUGUCCCGUCUGACCACACCUGAGGGCAGCAUUGUGUACCUGGUGGGCACUGCCCACUUCAGCGACAGCAGCAAGAAUGAUGUUGCCACGACGAUCCGCGCGGUGCAGCCGGAUGUGGUGGUGGUGGAACUGUGUCAGUACCGAGUGUCCAUGCUGAAGAUGGACGAGAAGACGCUGCUGAAGGAGGCCAAGGACAUUAACCUGGAGAAGGUGCAGCAGGCCAUUAAACAGAACGGUGUGAUGUCUGGCUUGAUGCAGAUCUUGCUGCUGAAAGUGUCUGCUCACAUUACUGAGCAACUGGGGAUGGCACCCGGAGGAGAGUUCAGAGAGGCUUUCAAAGAGGCAGGAAAAGUGCCCUUCUGCAAGUUCCACUUGGGAGACCGGCCCAUUCCUGUUACUUUCAAGCGCGCUAUCGCGGCCCUUAGUAUGUGGCAGAAAGCCAGGCUGGCUUGGGGUCUCUGCUUUCUGUCUGACCCUAUAAGUAAAGAGGAUGUUGAAAAGUGCAAGCAGAAGGACUUGCUGGAGCAGACCAUGUCGGAGAUGAUUGGCGAGUUCCCAGCUCUGCACCGUACCAUUGUAGCUGAGCGGGACAUCUACCUCACACACACGCUCCGCCAGGCAGCUCGCUGUGUGGAGGCGCCCCCCAACAAUCAGAAAGUGCCUGCAGUGGUAGUUGGUGUAGUAGGCAUUGGCCAUGUGCCCGGCAUUGAGAAAAACUGGGACAAAGAGCUCAACAUACAAGAAAUCAUGAGUGUGGCCCCUCCGUCUCGCUUUGGUUGGGUGUUCCGCACCGUGCUGAAGGGAGCGGUGAUCGGCAUGCUGGGAUACGCCUGCUACCGGGCCGGAGGGGGCGUCGGCCGAGCCCUCCUCUCCUUGCCUGCUGUCCAGUCGCUGCUCGAGAACAUCCGGCCUCCGGCGGCCUGACCUCACCGCCCCCCAACCCCACCCUCAAGCUGAAACUCCCUCCCACCCAACCAGGACAGGACGUUACCACGGACACCGUUAGCCUUACAGAUUGGGACUGUGUUGGGGGGGGCACAACCGCUCUGGACACUAGUGGGCCCAGGGCCCCCCCAGCCUCCUCCGGUCUUCUGUCUGUACACAGAUGCAGGCGUGUACUGCCAAAGAACCUGGACAGUACUACUCUAUUUUUUUUUUCUUCACCCAAAACAAGUGGAGUAUCUGUUGAUGCUUUUGUUUUUUUUUUAUCGAAACUACAUCAAGAUGCAUCUGAUGGGUAGCACAAAGACCUUACAGUAUACCUUACUUUCAAACUGGAAAGCAUUAGCUUAGCUGGACUGAUAUGUCAGUCUUUUUAUGUCAGCCAUGUCGUGGAUUCAGCAGUUUCUCUCUCACCCACUGCUCCUUGACCACUGCUGUUCAUCCUAUAACCUGUAGAAUUUUGCCAAAAUUAUAGUAUCUACCAAAUUGGUAGUUAUAUCCACCCCAUUGCUAAUAUGAAAAUUGAUUGCUGCCCUCAUACGGUCAUGUGCAGACCAUGUUUCAUGAAGAUGACCAAAGUCCUUUUGUUUGUCCUUUGUUUUUGUUUUUUUCCUGCUGUGAAUACAUUUUUAUGAUUUUUAUUUUCAUGGUAAGUGGGAAGGCCAUGGGUGACAGGUGAAUGCUUUUCCUCAUGUGACGAGUAUUCUACUGUCUAAUGGUGGGAGACCAUUUUCUGUAUAGUGAAGUGUCCCCCUGAAGAAUUUGGAAAUUUUAAGUUCUUGUUUCUAAAGGAAGAACAUGUUUAGGGACUUGCUGUGGAUGGUGGUGGAGUUAACAGAUAAGUGCCUCCUGGUAAUUGUAUGCAUCCAUAUAACGGAGUUGUAGUACUGUUGGAUGGCAAAGUGGAGCUCUGGCUGGACUGCACAUUGUCUCUUUUUUUUAUGUGGGUCUGUUGUUUGUUACGGUUAUGACAUGUCUCAAACACCUGUGAGGCAUCAAGCUGCUGGGUCCUUAUGGCCUGGUGCAGGUUUCAGUAUCAUUUUAGAUGUGGUUAUGCACAGAGAUUGAAACAUCUCACAGCUGUUGUUUCAGAAGGACCUAAGUGAGUUGUGUGUCCUAUUAUCUGCUCAUGGCUACUUCAUACACUUUGCAGUCAGGACUGAAUAACUACAUGCAAAAAUAUCUGUUGCUGGACCAUUUGUGGUAAAAUGUCACUAUUUAUGCUUCAUUACUCAAGGCGGUCUAUUAUUGUGGUUGACGAACAGGGCAGGGGUGACAUAGGAAGUAGUUGACUUAGUUAUUAUGUUAUGGAGCCAUGCAGUAGCAGGACCAGGUCUUCUACUAGUGACUGGUUCAGUCAGGGAAAUGUGGAUCAGUAAAGAGUGAGUCAAACGGAUGGACAAAUUCUGUAUAAACACUGUCCAUCCCCAGUUCCACCCCCAACACUUGCUUAUACUUGCAGUAUUUUCCACCUGCAGGACGAUAUCCUAAGCAACUCCCCCCCCCCCCCCCCCCCAAAUCAAGCCAGGCAUUCGGUUGAUGAAAUACGGCUUUGAGUUUGGUGGUUUGGACAUCUGUGUGAAAGAAAAUUAAUGCCAAUUGAAAAUACAUCCAACGGUCACGCUUGUAUGGCUAUAUUCAUGUAUGGAAAGAAAAGCCUUUGUGCCAGUACAGUAGUACAGAGUUGAAUUAAUAGUUCAGGAGAUUGGCGCCAUAAUGCCAUGAAAUACAUUAUGUCAGUUUAUUUGGAUUGUUGGACAAAUGAGAUUAUUUAGAAUGCAUGACUUGUCUUGACAGAUGUAAUGAGUAUGAUGCUUUAAGUUGUAAUAUGACCUGUUGUAGUCGAACAGGAAAUGGUCCAAGACAAAAUUGGAACAAAUCUUGUACGGAUUUUGGUACGGAUUUACUAAGUUUGUGAGGCUGUGGCUACUCUUCACUCAGCGAUCCUGUAAUGGCCACAGACUUGGAUUUGGGGCUGUGGUGACUGGGAAAAAGCCUUAUUCAACAUACAUUGCUGCCUUUUUAAACCUAUAGAUUGCCUCUGUUUUCGUCAUGGCUUGUUUAUCUCUUAUGCUGUUGUCUGCUUGUCUGGAUGUGUGGAGUGUGUGUGUGUGUGUGUGUCUGUGCAACACUGGGGUGAAUCAGUGGGAUGUAAUUCCUGUGAAUUACUUGACCUCACACUUGGGAUGGAGUGAAAUGUCCUUUUUCUUCUAAUGAAUGAACGCUUUUGAAGGGAUUGUGUUUUUAAAGCAUUUAAGAAAUUGUUACUUGCAGGUUGAAACACUCUUUGUUAGGAACUGUAUUGUGAGAGCUCACUGACUGCCAGCAACUAUCCUGACUUGUCAGAGAUCUUAAUUUAACCCUUUUUGGGGUGAAAAAGCACUUUUCAUUCCAGUUUGCUGAACUCCCUCAAUGGACAAGAACUAUGCAUAUUGAGCCGUGGUUUCUAAGAAUGCAUGACCGAUCUGCAUUGAACACUCUGUAUCCCAUCAAGAAAAGUGACCUGCUGUUGAUUUUUGUGCAUCAGUUAUGGAGCAGAAGGACUGACGUCUAUACAAGUCUUGACAUUUUGGAGGACAAACACCCAUUUUUAUAUGCCAAGGGCUCAUUAUUGAUGAAGCUAUUGGUUGCACUCAUAUUGACUUCUUUUCCAAUGUUAUGUAAUACAUUUGGAAAACCCUUAUAGCUUACCAUCUUGAAUGGAUGAGGGGUGGUGGUAGUCUAUUUAUUCAUGUAGAACCAACUCCAUAAAAAUAAUCUGUUUGUCCCCUUUCAUUUGUUAUCCCAAACAUGCCAAAUUUGAAAGCCUGAAUUGUAUCUUAAUUGAAUCUGUAUUGAACUCUACAGGUUUCAAAUUAAAACAUUAUGUUUGA
This is a messenger RNA of Sardina pilchardus (European sardine), 4146 nucleotides long. It is a transcript of the gene trabd, whose product is annotated as TraB domain containing. NCBI's taxonomy places the organism in Eukaryota, Metazoa, Chordata, Actinopteri, Clupeiformes, Clupeidae. The record is from RefSeq and is a predicted model, not a curated record. The transcript has 10 exons. The coding region runs from base 170 to 1255 and encodes 361 amino acids.